Cyprinodon variegatus (sheepshead minnow) is the source of this 1452-nucleotide messenger RNA. RefSeq names its product gamma-glutamyl hydrolase (conjugase, folylpolygammaglutamyl hydrolase) (gene ggh). Gene Ontology annotation, molecular function: gamma-glutamyl-peptidase activity. NCBI's taxonomy places the organism in Eukaryota, Metazoa, Chordata, Actinopteri, Cyprinodontiformes, Cyprinodontidae. Gene Ontology annotation, biological process: tetrahydrofolylpolyglutamate metabolic process. The record is from RefSeq and is a predicted model, not a curated record. Gene Ontology annotation, cellular component: vacuole. The transcript is spliced from 9 exons. The coding region runs from base 68 to 985 and encodes 305 amino acids.
UUAUAAAGUUUUAUAAUUUCUCUUAUCAACAGCCGCAUUCUAGCCGUGACAUUUAACGUCUGCUAAAAUGUUUUCUUUAUUGCUUUUUAUUUCGCUCAUUAAUCUUUUGUUUUGUUCACCGGCUGCCAGAAAUGACGAACCAAUCAUCGGUGUUCUGGCUCAGGAGGUUUUCUCCCCUAAACCGAACCAGACGGCCUACAUCGCUGCCUCCUAUGUGAAGUUUCUGGAGGCAGCUGGAGCCAGAGUUGUACCCGUCAUGAUAAACAUGACCAUGGAGGAAUACAAGACCCUGUUCAGCUCUAUUAACGGGGUCCUGUACCCAGGCGGAGGGGUCAGCAUCAUCUCAUCUGGUUACCAAAGAGCUGCCAAAGCCUUCUAUGAUCUGGCCAUUGAGGCAAACAAGCAGGGCGACUAUUUCCCUGUGUGGGGCACCUGCCUUGGGUUCGAACAGCUCAUGUAUUUGACGAGUGGAAAGAGCUUGCUGUCCUUCACCAACACGAGUGGCAUCGCUUUGCCUCUGAACUUCACCGAAGAUGUAAAAGGCAGCAGGAUGUUUAAGGCCUUCCCUCCUGAACUCAUGAGAGCUCUGUCCUCUGAGCCUCUAACAGAAAACUCCCACCACUGGAGCCUGGCAACGCUGGCUUUAUACACAAACGAGGAACUGAAGAGUUUUUACAGAGUGCUCUCAACAAAUAACGAUGGAAACGUGGAGUUCGUGUCGACCGUUGAAGCGUACAAUUACCCUAUUUAUGGAACACAAUGGCAUCCAGAGAAAAAUGCCUUUGAGUGGUCCAGACCUUACAUUCCUCACUCUCCAUCGGCCGUCAGAACAACCUUCCACAUGGCCGAGUUCUUUGUGGGCGAAGCGAGGAAAAACUUCCACAAGUUUCCGUCUAAGGAGGAAGAGGACAAAGCAUUGAUAUACAACUAUAAUCCUGUUUACACAGGAGCAGAGAGUGCCUUCGAGCAAAUUUAUUUAUUCUGAGAGAUUCCUCUUCUCCGAGCACUUUUUCCACUCCAAAGCUGAAUCAAUACCUUAAUAUGGACUUCAAUUUUUUUUUUUUUUAUUGAUUAUUACUUAUCUUGUUGUGAUUAUUUACAAAUGUGCACUGGAACAUGAAGGGAGAUUUUUUGUUAGAAGUAUUGUAGCAGUGCAAUGUUUACAUUUGCUGUUUGCAAAUCAGUUUGUGCAGGAUUUGUUUUAAAAACUUGAACUUGGGCUAAUGCAGGUCUUCUAGCCUAACUGUGCUCAACCCGACAUGUUUUUGGCUUCAAAAAUGCUCAAAAGCCGAAAUUUAGAUGCUGCUUCAAAUGGUGGUCAAGUUACUUUGACGCUCUGGAUGCUCGUUGCUCUGCUUGUUUACCUGCUUUAUUCUGCACUGGGAAAAAAUGGAAAUCUAGAUAAGUAAUUUUUCUUAAAAUAAGUGCAUUUUUGCUUGGAUUGAGAAAGUA